Plasmodium reichenowi is the source of this 403-nucleotide messenger RNA. RefSeq names its product acyl-CoA synthetase. NCBI's taxonomy places the organism in Eukaryota, Apicomplexa, Aconoidasida, Haemosporida, Plasmodiidae. The transcript has a single exon. The record is from RefSeq and is a predicted model, not a curated record. The annotation marks the transcript as partial.
UUUAAAUAGAUAUAAUAUAAUAAAUCAUAUUUAUUUAACAUCUAAAACAUGGGAUACUAACAAUUAUCUUACACCCACAUUAAAGGUGAAAAGAUUCUAUGUAUUUAAGGAUUAUAACUUUUUCAUUGAAGAAGUUAAAAAAAUAUAUAAACACAAAUUAAAAGGAGUUGAUGAAGUCAACAAAAAUAAGGAAAAAAAAGAAGAGAAGAAUAAUGAAAAAAAUAAAAACCAAAAAAAUGAAGAGCAAAAUUCAAAAGAUAUACAUACCAAAAACGCAGUUCAGCAAACGAAGUUAAGGCCCACAAAAGAAAAAUUUACAGAAAAGAAAGAAGAAAAAGAAAAGAAUACAAAAUUAAGAGCACGAGCUAAAGAUAUGACCCAAGAAUUAGAAUCAAAUAAAUAA